ACCGCUGUCGACAGCGCUUCAAUCGCGCGGGCUCUAACCUCCCUCGUGCACGGAUAAACAUCUCGCUCGGAAGCUCGCUGUUGUUGUUGUUGUUGAUUGCAAAUCACGAGGCGUUUGAUAUAAGAGAAACCGUCGACCCGAGCAUGGAUCAACCGGAGAAGCGACACAAACGCUCGCGUCGACGACGCGGACAGCAACAGCCGCAGCGGCCGAGUAAACGACAGCGGCGACAAGCGCCACAAGAGCAACACAGCCUGGACAGUCUACCGCCCGAGGUGCUGGAAAUGGUCCUUCGAUUAUUGCCGUAUCAAGAGCUCGCCAACACGCUGCGACUCGUCUCCAAACGAUGCUGCUCGGUUGCGACGACGAUUCUGAACAACGCCUUCCUCUCGGCCGGCGGUCGACUAAACUCGGCUCUGCGUCAUCUGGCGCUGUCGACCGAGCGCGCGGCAAACGAGUGCGAACUUGUCCUGUCCGGCCGGGCCCACAACAGCCUAGAGCUCGUCCGCGCUCAGUACGAUCUGCUCCGCGCAGUCUGCUGGCGCUACACUCACCCGCCGCGCACUCAACGUUUCGGCAGACUCUGCUUCUACGGUGGCCUCAUCCUGGACGAGCUGGACGCGCUGCUGGACAAGGCCCAGAAGAGUCCCGGAGAUCUGCUGGACAAGGAGGGGCCAGCCCCGUGCGUCACUCAGUUCGGGGUUAUGUGCAAGGCCUUCAUGAACUUGUUCGAGAAGGUCUCGGAGCGGAAAGUCAACAGCCGGAACAGCGUGUCCUCGGGUUGCAAGCCGGUGGACCUGCUGGACUGCCUGAUGACGGGUCGGGAGCUGCUGAAACUCCGGGUCUCGAGUGGUCGACGACACGACAGCUGCCUCGUGAGCAUGAAGUUGCGCUACGUCCUGAAGCGCGCCUGGUUCACUUGCCUGGAGGUGCCCGGCAGGGACGACAGCGCCGAGAACGAAGAGUGCUGGCGCGAUCAACAGCGCUUCAUGUACCUCCGGCUGCGGAGACUCGUAGGCAGCUCCAACGAGCACCACCUCGAGGCUGUCCAUUUCGAGCGCGAAAGACUCAUGACCCAGACCACGAACGAUCUCUUGCCGCCACCCAAGAUACCGGCUUGCUCCACUUACUCAGGUUACGGCGAGUACGCUGGCCGGUUUUUCUACUAUGGCAACAUGAACGAGUACGCCUUCGACAGCAAGAUAAUGGACGCCUGGCGACGCAAUACCAUCCGCGACAGAAUACGCAAACGAGCAUCCGACCGCAAACCUUGCUACGACUUGCUGAUCAACGUCGAGCUCAAAUGCUCGCCCGAGCUCGCUCCACUCGCCGUUCGGUCCCUGCUGAAAUGCGACGACUUUGAGAACCAGUCGAACGUGGAGACUCAUCGUCCGUACCUCUAUCUAAAGCUGAGCAUUAGCUGUCCGGCCUCUGUGUCCAACAAGUUGCCCGGUCAGUUCGUCUGGGAGUUGCGCAGUCCUCGACGACAUCGCGGCCGACAUCACUCCGUCAGCGACAAUUCCUGACCAAGCUGAGGAGCCAAUUGAGAAUUGACUUUUUUCUUUCUUUUUAACGAGUUUAUACCCUGAACUUUUUGCGAUUCUACCGGCCGAUCGGUAGAGUAUUUUACGGUACGAUAGUUUUUAUUACUUUUUUUUAUUCUUUUCUUUAUAAAAGUAAAGGUCUGCCGAUUUUAUCGAGAGAAGGUGUGUUUUAAUUUCAUAAUUGGAAGAUGACGGCACUAUACAAAACGUCGAGUACUUGGCUACAUGCCGCAUGAUUUUAGACUACGACUUUAACCAAGCGGCUUUUUUCUUCGUCAACUUUUUGAAUUUUUGUAAUAACUUCGCAGAAAAAAGCAAUCGCCAUUGAAUAAAAGCUUUGCAUAGUACAAACAACAA
Messenger RNA from Nasonia vitripennis (jewel wasp), 1901 nucleotides. RefSeq lists its product as uncharacterized. The record is from RefSeq and is a predicted model, not a curated record. NCBI's taxonomy places the organism in Eukaryota, Metazoa, Arthropoda, Insecta, Hymenoptera, Pteromalidae. Gene Ontology annotation, molecular function: protein binding. The transcript is spliced from 5 exons. Bases 144 to 1526 code for a protein of 460 amino acids.